This is a messenger RNA of Drosophila sulfurigaster albostrigata, 1246 nucleotides long. Its product is annotated as MKI67 FHA domain-interacting nucleolar phosphoprotein. Lineage: Eukaryota; Metazoa; Arthropoda; Insecta; Diptera; Drosophilidae. The record is from RefSeq and is a predicted model, not a curated record. Gene Ontology annotation, molecular function: RNA binding. Gene Ontology annotation, biological process: maturation of LSU-rRNA from tricistronic rRNA transcript (SSU-rRNA, 5.8S rRNA, LSU-rRNA). Gene Ontology annotation, cellular component: nucleolus.
GCUGUUUUACUUCUAUUCUCCACGUGCGGCUGUUCAUCGUUUUUAUUUUGCUUGUUAGAAACUUUGUUUUUUUAGUAGAUAAUAAAUAAUAAGCUAUUGCAAAAUGCCGCCGGUUAAAAAGCCAAAACCUAAUCAGAUUAGAAGGCCCGACACUCCAAUCAAAAAAGCCGAUCAAAAGAUAGCUGUAAUUUCAGGACAGCUGAAGAAACGACUUCCGAAAGCCAAGAACGAAGCCAAGCGUCCGGAACGUGGCGUCGUCUUGGUUAAGCAUUUGCCCCAUGGAUUCUUUGAGCAACAGUUGCGUCAAUAUUUCCGACAAUUUGGCAAUGUGACCCGCUUGCGUUUGGCACGUUCGGAACGCACGGGCGGCAGCAAAGGAUUCGCUUUCGUAGAGUUCGAGUAUCCGGAAGUGGCCAAAGUGGCCGCCGAUACCAUGGACAAUUAUCUAAUGUUCCAGAAGGUGGUGAAGGCCACUUAUAUACCUCCGGAGAAGCAAAAUUUCAACUACUUUAAAACCUCAGUAAAGCGUGUUAAAAAUAAGGCUGGCAAAGACAUCUAUGUGUCGUCAGUGACCAAAGCCACACAGAAGAGUGUAAAGAAGCUGAACAACUGGAAUGAAACCACCUGCCAGAAACGCACCGUGGCUGGAAUGAGGAAACUCAAGGAAUUGCAAAAGAAAUAUAAACAUUUGGGCAUUGAUUUCAAAACAUUGUUGGUUGAGCCACAACAGAAAUCCAAGGAAGAUAAGCCCACAACUGCCAAGAAGUCGAAGAAGCAAAAGGAGCUGGAGCUUGAGGAUUUGUUGGGCAACACCAUUAACGAUGACUCUGAAGACGAAGAUUAUGUGGAUGAUGAAGAUGAGGAUGAGAAUGCAGAUGAGACGCUGCUGAGCGUUGAAAGCGCUGAAGAGGAUGAGAACGACGAUGAUGAUGAAGAUGACGAAGAAGAGGAGGAGGAAGAAGUGGCAUCGCCGCCACCCAAAAAGUCGCAAAAGAAAAAGAAAAAUACGGCCGAGGAGCGUUUGAGUGAUCUGCUCAAGCGCAAACCCGGCUCGGGUGGCGUGCAAAAAAAGAAGGCUUCUGCCCCCGCUGCUAAAGUGAAUAAAAAGGCUGCCACACAACCGCUGAAACUUGCGGCAGCCAAGCAAUUGGCCAAACCGCUGCAGAAAGUGGGCAAGAAGCUAAAGAAGAAGUAAUUAUAUAUAUAUUCUCUUACAUUAAGACAUUAAACAUUUGUAAAUCGUAAA